AUGGCAAGAAACGAAGAAAUGUCUUCUAUGAAUGAAGCUCUGAAACAUGGUAUCAAAAUCCAUGAAGAGUCAUCUAAGGAGGAGUUAUUCAAAAACAUAAAGGAAGCAAAAUCGAGGCUAGAGCAGUUUCAAAGCUCGAAACCAAAGCUCCAAAAGGUUCCUGACAUGCUACGAGAUCACACAAGUUUUGAGAAAUACUAUGAGCCAAGGGCAGUAGCAAUUGGUCCAUUCCAUCAUGCUAAAGAAAGGUGUCAGCUGGCAGAGAAGUUCAAGCUUGCACUGACAGCAAAAUUUGUCGAAGACAGUGACUGCACAGCUGAAGACUUGCACAAGAUCAUUGAGGACAACAUCAACACACUAAGGGACUGCUAUGAUGAGGAAGCAACAAGGUCUUACACCGACAAGGCCCUCACUCAGUUGUUAUUCCUAGAUGGGUGUUCAACUUUACAGUUCAUAUACUCGUUUAUAUAUAAUGAGUUGCCAUAUUUCAAGAUCAAGAGGGAUCAGGUGGCUUUUGCACAACAGGAUUUGUUCUUGCUUGAAAACCAGCUCCCUUACCAAGUUCUCAAGCUGUUGAUGAACAAAAGUCACAAAAAGGAGGAGUUGAAUAACGCAAUCCAUGAUUUUGUUCGAAACAACAUCAUGGCAGCAACCAAAAAAACGCACAAACACAAAAGAGUGAGUCAACCAGAAGAUCGCAUAAACAUAAACGAGGUUGAAGAGCCAACUCAUCUUCUCGAGCUUCUCCGGACAGAAAUGCUUGGUCCAAAAGAUGAGGGCAACAAAAUUUGUACAAAUCAACGACAAUCCUUCCGCAACAUACAGGAGCUGAAAGCAGCAGGGAUCCAGUUAAAGCCUAGUAAGACAAGCACAUUGAAGGACAUAUCUUUCAAAUCUCUAGGCUUUGUAGGAUUCCUACAUCUUCCACCAAUAUCAGUAGACGACUCCAUGGGGCCUAAGUUCUUGAACUUGAUAGCCUAUGAAAUGUGUCCUGAUUUCGAAAAUGAUUUUGAGGUCACCUCUUACAUAUGCCUCUUGGAUUCACUGAUUGAUCAUGCAGAUGAUGUUAAAGAGCUACGGUCGGCAGACGUACUAUACAACCUACUUGGGAGUGAUGAAGAGGUGGCUCGACUUUUCAAUGAGAUAGGUACAGACUUGGUGCCUAACAGUGCAACAUACUGCAAUGUCAAAAACGAAAUAGAAAAGCACUACAAGAGCAAGGGGAAAACCUGGAUGGCUCAAUUCUGUCACGAGCAUUUUAGUAGCCCCUGGACUAUCCUAGCUUUCCUUGGUGUUCUAGCAGCUCUGGGGUUAAGCAGCAUUCAGACUUGGUACACCAUCACUUCUCCGCCGUCCGCCUGCGAUGCUGUAUGCGAGUGCUUGAAGAAACAGCUGAAAAUAGAGUGA
Fragaria vesca subsp. vesca is the source of this 1407-nucleotide messenger RNA. RefSeq lists its product as uncharacterized. The transcript has a single exon. The record is from RefSeq and is a predicted model, not a curated record. Lineage: Eukaryota; Viridiplantae; Streptophyta; Magnoliopsida; Rosales; Rosaceae. The coding region runs from base 1 to 1407 and encodes 468 amino acids.